AUGGGCGUGAUCAAAAAAACGUUUUACACGGGUGUCCUGACGGGUGCCAGCUUCCUCGCAUACCUGGGAGCUACGACGACCAUCAUCAGCCCACUGCCGAGGGACGAUGCCCUUCCCAGGUCAGCGACCUUUGCAAAGUACAACGUGCACCGAAAUCCGUCAACCCAAGACAUCUGCGUCAAGCGGAUACCGCUCAACAAGAUACGGCCCGAUCUACUCGAAAACGAGGGAGACCUGGUUCUGGAGUUCUGCCGCGGGGUCUGGAGUGGAUUAGGCAAUCGGUUCCAGCGAGCAUAUCUCGCCCGCAAAUACCAGGGACCGACAACGAGUGGGCAGCUUUGGACCGUCGAACAGCUAUCACGGUCGACAUACACACCGGGAACGCAGCUCAUCGACCACUUUGAGGUCGUGGAAAGGACGCCGACCGAGAUUGUCGUCCGCUGCGGGGACAGCCCUCGGAACCGGAGCCCGCGCGACUCGGACGGACUGUUCGUCAUCAGCGCCGAAGUCGACGAGGCACGUGCCGAGGUGGUCCUGGGGCUCAAGAGCUGCUUCUUUACCAGCGCUCGCAAAAUCGAAGGGAUCCAGGGCCCAAUGCCUGGCUGGAUGGAACUGUGCCAUCGAUGGUACACGCGACUCUGGAUGGCUUCAGGGUCAUGGAGAGUGACGCGCAACAGCGUCUUUUGA
Lasiosphaeria miniovina is the source of this 687-nucleotide messenger RNA. RefSeq lists its product as uncharacterized. The transcript has 2 exons. The record is from RefSeq and is a predicted model, not a curated record. NCBI's taxonomy places the organism in Eukaryota, Fungi, Ascomycota, Sordariomycetes, Sordariales, Lasiosphaeriaceae. Bases 1 to 687 code for a protein of 228 amino acids.